AAAAAAAAAAGAAGAUUUCUCUAUCUCUUUCUCUUUCUCUUUCUCUUUCAAAAUCCAUAAAUGAAUAUUAAAUUAUCCGAUAAAAAAAGGUCUUGUUUGCCUUAUAACACUAAUGAUACACCACCAUUAUAUGAUCUACAAGAGGUCAUUCAGCAAUAUCAAUCACAACCUGAGCUUCUAAAAUUGAUCCUUACAAGCAAAGUGGAAGAAGAUAAACGUAGAGCCGAAGAAGCUAAACUUCGUGCUAAAGAACUUGAUCUUUAUUUACAACACAAUAACCAACCUCCAAGCCCAACCGGAUCUCCUCCCACUACACCACGUUUAGAGUCUGAGGAAGAAGAAGAAGAAGAGCCAAUUGUCCUUGAAGAACCCAAAAGAAAAAGAAGCUACAAGGUUUUACCUACAACAUCUAAAAAAGCUCGUUCAGUCCCUUACCCCUCACCUAACCCACCUGCCAAUUAUAACUCUUCAUUUUCAUCUGGCUCAUCCAUCUCAUCUUUAUCUUCAGAAGAAGAAGACAUGGAUCAGCACCAACAACGCCGCCACUCUGCCGCUGCUGCCAUGCUGGCCAUGGGAGGUAGCCUGGUUGAAGAAUCAAGUGCAUAUCCAUCACCUACAACUGAUCCUGUUGAAACAGACGAAAAAGAGGACUCAAAUAAACCUCGCAGACGAAGAGAAAUGCAGGCCAUUACAAAAAUUGUAGAAACAAGGGAGUUUCCCUAUGUUGAUAAUUACUUUUGGAAGAAUAAUGGCAAUACUGUUCAAAAGAAGACAGGUUGUAAGAGUAUUUACUAUAAAUGUUCAAACAGUAAUAAGGGAUGUUCUGUAAACAAGACAGUGACAGCAAGGCCUAAUGGUGAAUAUCUCAUCAAGUAUCGUGGCUGUCACUUACCGGAAUGUGGUAGAGUAGAACGCAUUCGUGACUUGUAGAUAGCGCAUUAAGCAACAACCCAUAUACCUGUUUAUAUCUUAUGGAUAUAAUCCCUCUUUAUAUUGCAUAUCAAGCUGACAAGUUUCUCUUUCUUAACCUACUACAUACUCCUAAUUUGUUAAUUGUUUUUUCGCACGCUUUUUUCAAUUCAUUUAUUACAAUGUCCUCUUCUUUGUCCCUCAUAAGGCGUCACUGUCCAUUGGUUGUCACUGUCAAUGUCUGUUUGUGUCUAUUCUUAUUCAACAUAAACUUCUCUCUCUCUCUCUUUUUUUUUCUGUAUGUGUUUGUUGAUUCGUUCAAGUAAAUAGGCUUGCGUAACAUAAUU
This is a messenger RNA of Gilbertella persicaria, 1256 nucleotides long. RefSeq lists its product as uncharacterized. The record is from RefSeq and is a predicted model, not a curated record. Gene Ontology annotation, molecular function: DNA-binding transcription factor activity; sequence-specific DNA binding. The transcript is spliced from 2 exons. NCBI's taxonomy places the organism in Eukaryota, Fungi, Mucoromycota, Mucoromycetes, Mucorales, Choanephoraceae. Gene Ontology annotation, biological process: regulation of DNA-templated transcription. The coding region runs from base 61 to 930 and encodes 289 amino acids.